AUGACGCACGAAAAACAUACCACCGAAACCCGCCGAGUUUCCAUCGAUGCGGAUGGAGAAUCUCUCGGCCGCCGUACUUCAGCUUUGGAGGAAGUUCCAACUUUCGUUCCUCCACCAGGCUUUCCAGGCCUGCCCGUUACACGUCGCAGAAGCACCGUCUCACAGACUUCUCGGGUCACCUUUGAGAAUGAGCGCCCAGAGGACAUGGAGGAGCUUGUCCUCAGCGCCUCGGCAUUGAGCAAGCACCGGUCGAGAGAUAAGCGUGAAUCUCAGGACAACGUCUUUGAGCUUCCCGCGUUCCCUCGCGCAGCCAAACCGGGGCCCGUGGGCACGAUUCGCGAAGUGCCAUCGGAAUAUACCACGCCGCAGUCUACACGGCCUCCGUCUCCCGUUUCUGGCUUCACCCCGGGACCGACGUCUUCCAGUGAGGCAUCCGGAACCCAGACUCCGGCGGAGUUUGAAGUCGGCGCCGGUCAAGCCUACCCAGAUGUUGGCACGGUUGCAUCUUUUCGUAGAGCUAUUGUGCUCCUCUGUACUUGCGGCGCGCAGUUACUUGACAACAUUUUUAUGACCGGAAUCAACAUUGCUCUUCCUGCUAUUCAAAAGGAGUUCGAUGUAAAGAGUAGUGAGCUGCAGUGGCUCAUCUCAGCUUACACUCUCACAUUUGGCGGCUUUUUGUUGCUGUCGGGAGUUCUUGCGGAUAGAUUCGGCAGGAAAUUGAUCUUCUGCUCCGGUAUGGCAACUUUGAGCAUCUGGACGAUCGCCAAUGGCUUCGCAACUUCGUUCAUUCAACUAUCCAUCUUCCGAGCGCUUCAAGGAAUUGGUGCUGCAAUGACAGUACCGUCGGCUGUCGGAAUCAUCAGCAAUUACUUUGUCGCAAAAGAUCGAACUCUGGCUCUGACAAUUUUUGGCGCCGCCGGAGCUGUUGGCUUUUGUCUCGGUUUGAUUUUUGGCGGAUUUCUGACUUCGUCCCUGGGAUGGCGAUACAUUUUUUACAUCCCAGUGGCAGUCACUGGAACUCUUGGUGUAAUUGGAUGGAUUUUCCUUCCAAAAGACAGGAUGGAGGGUAACUCCCGACCCAAACUGGACUUUGUUGGUGCCGGUUUGUCAACUGCUGGGCUCAUUCUUCUCAGCUUCGUACUUUCGAGCGGUGGCGAGUAUGGGUGGGGCAAGGCUUUCAUCAUUGCUCUGCUUGUCGUCAGCAUCGCCAUGAUCGUCGCCUUCACUUACGUCGAGAAGAAGGUAGCGAACCCCAUCAUGCCUCUUUCACUGUGGAAACUGGAAAACUUUGCCGCUCUGUGGAUUGGCGGUUUCGUUAUGUACGGAGGUUAUCAAACCACCAUUUACUACACGACACUCAUCGCCCAGGAAGUCAAUAAGCUCAGUGCCGGUGAGACUGCGCUUCGUUUCCUUCCCAUGGGCGCGACUGGAUUCAUUUUCAGUCUCGCCAUGUCUCGGAUGCUCGAGAUCUUUAAUCCCAAGUGGUUGCUUACCGCAGGCAUGGCUAUCUGUGCCAUUGCCCCGGUGCCCUCAGCGCUGAUGCGGGAUGACGAUCUCAACUUCUGGAAACAUAUCUUCCCGACCACAGUCAUCGGUGUUGCUGGUACCACUAUCGUGUACUGCACCAUCACCGUCGUGCUUCUGGCGUCAGUCCCGGUGAACGUCAAGAGCCUCUGCGGCGGGAUGAUAAAUACGGCGUUCCAGAUCGGCAGCGGCGUUGGGCUCGCUGUGGCCAGCGCUGUUGUUCAGGCUGUUGAUAUUAAGAAGGGCCAUGGUCUUCUCCAACAGUAUGGCACAGGUUUGUGGUGCUGUGUUGGUUUCGCUGGCGUUGGUGUUGUGGCAAGUAUCUUUGGUGUUAAAAAUAUUGGUAGAGUUACCAGCGGUCCAGUGAUGGCUCACUAA
Colletotrichum truncatum is the source of this 1902-nucleotide messenger RNA. RefSeq names its product efflux protein. The record is from RefSeq and is a predicted model, not a curated record. Gene Ontology annotation, cellular component: membrane. Gene Ontology annotation, biological process: transmembrane transport. Gene Ontology annotation, molecular function: transmembrane transporter activity. Lineage: Eukaryota; Fungi; Ascomycota; Sordariomycetes; Glomerellales; Glomerellaceae.